Tripterygium wilfordii is the source of this 369-nucleotide messenger RNA. Its product is annotated as ATP synthase epsilon chain, chloroplastic-like. Lineage: Eukaryota; Viridiplantae; Streptophyta; Magnoliopsida; Celastrales; Celastraceae. Gene Ontology annotation, biological process: proton motive force-driven ATP synthesis. The transcript is spliced from 3 exons. The record is from RefSeq and is a predicted model, not a curated record. Gene Ontology annotation, molecular function: proton-transporting ATP synthase activity, rotational mechanism. Bases 1 to 369 code for a protein of 122 amino acids.
AUGACCUUAUGGGACGUGCAAAACUGGGAACUAAACAAAAUUAUUUGGGAUUCAGAAGUGAAAGAAAUCAUUUUAUCUACUAAUAGUGGACAAAUUGGCGUAUUACCAAAUCAUGCGCCUAUUGCCACAGCCAUAGAUAUAGGUAUUUUGAGAAUACGCCUUAAUGACCAAUGGUUAACGAUGGCCUUGAUGGGUGGUUUUGCUAGAAUAGGAAAUAAUGAGAUCACUGUUUUAGUGAAUGAUGCGGAAAAGAGUAUUGACAUUGAUCCACAUUCAAUCCUGGGAUCCACAUUGGCAUGUAUUACAAAAAAAGAAGACAAAAGUUCGCCCAACGAUCCCUUGAUUGAUGUAGUAAAUCAGAUGAGAUAA